GCUAUGGUAAUCUUUUCCUAUAUCACAACACAACAUUUCCAGCCUUAACAAAAAGAAAGAAACUGUUCCCACUUUCUAGCAUUAUUAAUUUACUCUUCCUUCUUUCUUCUUGCUCUCUUUAUAUAUUCUUCUACUCUGCUACAACUGCAGCAAUGGCUAUUCCAGUUAUUGAUUUUUCCAAGCUUAAUGGAGAGGAGAGAGCUAAGACUCUCGCUCAGAUUGCCACUUGCUGUGAAGAAUGGGGAUUCUUUCAGUUGGUGAAUCAUGGUAUUUCUGUGGAGCUACUUGAGAAGGUGAAGAGAGUUAGUUCUGAAUGCUUCAAAAAGGAAAGAGAAGAGAAUUUCAAGAAGUCAACAGCAGUGAAAUUGCUGAAUGAAAUUGUGGAGAAUAAUAGCAGUGGAAAUGUUGACUGGGAAGAUGUCUUCCUUCUCACUGACGAUAAUGAAUGGCCCUCUAAUAUUCCUCAGUUCAGGGAAACAAUGGAAGAGUAUCGAUCAGAACUGAAGAAGUUAGCAGAGAGAGUCAUGGAAGUAAUGGACGAAAACUUAGGUUUAACAAAAGGGUACAUCAAAAAAGCCUUCAAUAAUAACAACGGAGAAGAAAACGCAUUUUUUGGGACUAAAAUCAGCCAUUAUCCACCUUGUCCUCAUCCAGAAAAAGUGAAUGGCCUAAGAGCACACACUGAUGCUGGAGGUGUAAUUUUACUCUAUCAAGAUGAUCAAGUAAAUGGUCUCCAAAUCCUCAAAGACGGCGAAUGGAUCGAUGUUCAGCCUGUUGAAAACGCCAUUGUUAUCAACACGGGUGAUCAAAUUGAGGUCCUUAGCAAUGGGAAAUAUAAGAGUGUUUGGCAUCGUGUUUUGGCUAAAGAAAUUGGGAAUAGGAGAUCUAUUGCUUCUUUUUACAACCCUUCUUUGAAAGCUACUAUUGCUCCAGCACCAGAGUUAAUUGUGGAGAAUAAUAGUAAUAAGGAUAAUAAGGAAGAAGUGGAAUUAAGUACUUAUCCAGCUUUUGUGUUUGGUGAUUACAUGAAUGUUUAUACUGAGCAGAAGUUUCUACCUAAAGAGCCAAGAUUCCGAGCUGUUAGAGCCAUGUGAUGAUCAAGAUUAAGGAGAACAUGGUUACCCAUUAAUUUAGCGUAAUUUUUAGUCUUUUAUUUUUUUACUGUGUGAAGUCAAUAGCAUUUUUCUCCUUUGUUUGAUUCGUGGGGCAUUGCUAUUUAUAUGGCUUGUCAAUCUUCAAUAGCAGUGCAUAAAAUUGUGUCUGCUUUAUUGGACUUUUUAGUGCUUUUGCUCUUCCCUUUCUUGGA
This is a messenger RNA of Nicotiana attenuata, 1306 nucleotides long. RefSeq names its product 1-aminocyclopropane-1-carboxylate oxidase 5. Lineage: Eukaryota; Viridiplantae; Streptophyta; Magnoliopsida; Solanales; Solanaceae. The coding region runs from base 153 to 1094 and encodes 313 amino acids. The record is from RefSeq and is a predicted model, not a curated record. The transcript has 3 exons.